AUGAAAUGUGAACGAACCGACGGAAAGCAACAGGCAUUCGAUCAACUAGUGUGGCUGAAAAAGCGUUCAACUGCCCUGACACUCGAUGAAAGCAUGAGGGCUGGGAUAAUACCAGGUUUCUCAAGCCUAGACAGGGGAAUUCCAGAGGCAGAGGUAGAGUUUGAAUCACGGACAUUCUGA
Messenger RNA from Opisthorchis viverrini, 180 nucleotides. RefSeq lists its product as hypothetical. Lineage: Eukaryota; Metazoa; Platyhelminthes; Trematoda; Opisthorchiida; Opisthorchiidae. Bases 1 to 180 code for a protein of 59 amino acids. The transcript has 2 exons. The record is from RefSeq and is a predicted model, not a curated record.